This is a messenger RNA of Sphaeroforma arctica JP610, 945 nucleotides long. RefSeq lists its product as hypothetical. NCBI's taxonomy places the organism in Eukaryota, Ichthyosporea, Ichthyophonida. Bases 1 to 945 code for a protein of 314 amino acids. The record is from RefSeq and is a predicted model, not a curated record. The transcript is spliced from 2 exons.
AUGGGGAAGAAGACGAAAUUUAUAGGUCUACUGUGGUGUGUGGCGGCUGUGACACUGUUGAUGCACUUCGGAGUGAAGUUUGACUUCUCACUGAACGCUGCAGAUGUGGUUACCAACGCUGACGAAAGCGCGCGCCAACAGGUUGAGCAGUUCCACCAGUAUACAGACAACAAUAUUAACCAACAACAAGUGUUUCAGGGCAAAGACGACCAUGAUGCAAAGAGCGCAACCCCAAACGCAGACACUGACCCAGCAGAUGUAGCAGGAAAUAAUGUAGAUACCCUCGAAGAGAAACAACCGAUGCCGGAGAGUCUACCAAAUCAACCGAUUCCGGGGCGUGCACCCCAUCAACCAUUCGAACCUGACAUGGAUGAACUCAGGAUCAAACCACCUGAAGAACAUGAAUUCAGUGGAAAGAAUGGCGUGUUGGAUGUGAAGGCGUUGUUGAAGGCUCAGCAGAGGCAGGAAAAGUACGAAGACGAGGAGUUGGAGCGCCGUUUACGUACACGUGGGGUCAAUUUGGAUAGCGUCAGUGAUCGAAAUCAGGAUAUCAAAGGCGAUAACGAUGAAGGCAGCCCAGAUGAGAAAGUUCCGGAAACAAUCGAAAGCAACGAAGACCGUGUGUCUGAUAACAAUCGCAACAGCCACAAUGCUGGCGAUCGAAAUUUUGCCACAGAGAAUGUGGGUGUGCGUGGUCAUAGGUUGCUAUACUUUGGUGAUGAGGAUAAUGUUGAAAGACCCAACCAGGCUAUAUUCCACCAGAUAUACACGAACAACGUCUGGGAGCCAGAUCACGCCGACGGUGGGACUGGUAGCAAAGGCGGAGGUGGUAGUGGCGAAGGCUCUGAUCCUGACCUGAUUGUCAAUCUGCCUGAGAUUCUGGACACUGUUGUGCUGGACUAUAAUGUCACUCGGUUGCUGGAUGCGGAAGUAGCCUUCCCAUAG